AUGGGGCUCAAGCCCCAUCAAUCACAACUCUUUCUCUAUACUCCGUACUUCAGUGACAAGAUGGCUCCAAAGAUUCAACAAACUAAGGCUGCCAAGGCUGCCGCUGCUUUGGCCGGUGGUAAGAAAGGUAAGAAGAAGUGGAGCAAGGGCAAGGUUAAGGACAAGGCUCAACAUGUUGUCAUCUUAGAUCAGGAAAAGUAUGACAGAAUCAUGAAAGAAGUUCCAGGUUUUAAGUUUGUCUCUGUCUCUGUUUUGGUUGACAGAUUGAAGAUCGGUGGCUCGUUGGCAAGAAUCGCUUUGAGACAUUUGGAGAACGAUGGUGUCAUUAAGCCUGUUUCUAAACACUCUAAGCAAGCAAUUUACACCCGUGCUUGA
Candidozyma auris is the source of this 375-nucleotide messenger RNA. It is a transcript of the gene RPS25B, whose product is annotated as 40S ribosomal protein eS25. NCBI's taxonomy places the organism in Eukaryota, Fungi, Ascomycota, Pichiomycetes, Serinales, Metschnikowiaceae. Gene Ontology annotation, molecular function: structural constituent of ribosome. Gene Ontology annotation, cellular component: cytosolic small ribosomal subunit. The record is from RefSeq and is a predicted model, not a curated record. The transcript has 3 exons. Bases 1 to 375 code for a protein of 124 amino acids.